This is a messenger RNA of Mucor velutinosus, 1557 nucleotides long. RefSeq lists its product as uncharacterized. The coding region runs from base 1 to 1557 and encodes 518 amino acids. The record is from RefSeq and is a predicted model, not a curated record. The transcript has 3 exons. Lineage: Eukaryota; Fungi; Mucoromycota; Mucoromycetes; Mucorales; Mucoraceae.
AUGGGUGCUCAAGUAGUAGAUUACAGAGUAUCAACCCUAGUCGUUCUUUGCAAGGAUUGUGGACAUGAUGUUGGAUUGUAUCCAGCUCGACACAAGUGUCAGCCUGUCGAGAGACCUGCUAUGCCUGCUUUACCGGCUCGAUACACCAAAGAAAAGAAGCUCAACAUACCGGGAUCACUAGAAUUGAGCGCUAGAACCAUCUCUUCGGGAUCUUCGUCUUCUAUGGCAUCUUCACCGAGCCCCAGCUUCUCAUCAGCGGAAACACCUACCUCCAAAUGGUCUUCCAGACUCCAAAACAAUAAUAACAAGGCAGACGACGAUAAUGAAGAAUCUGUAUAUUUCAACAACUUUGCUGCCAAUCUACCCGAAACCAACGAAGCCUCUGGCAAGAAAUUGUGGGGAAAGGUGCGACAGAAUGAAAAAUGGAAGCAAUUGAGCGAAAAAAACGAGAAACCUAAGCAAACCGGAAAACUGUGGGGAAAACUGAUCCAGGCCACCCAGAACAUGGCUGACAAAAUUCCAGCCCGAGACGAUCGUGGAGCAGAGUCGGAUGAAGAUGAUUGGGAAGGAGAGACGCAUGUGUCCAGAAUUCUUCGAGAACACUAUGAAAAGAAGCGUCAGCGUCUCCCGGACUGGCUCUUUGACGAAAAUGUGCCUGUGUCGAGAAAGUCAUCAUCGUCCAACAGAAGAGGCCAUGACCAACAAUCACCAGUGCACCCACAGCAACAAACAUCAGCAGCAGACGGCCCUAUGAGAACACCUUCCAGAAGAAGAUUAUGGGAGCAAAACCCACAAGAUGCAAAGAACAUAUCUAGCAGGGAAAGAGAAAGACAGGAAUUGCGUCAAGCACAACCUCCUAUGCCACCACCCUCAUCAGGCUCUGAAAAUCGCAGUCGUUACAGUAACAGAGACCAUUAUUAUAACGAGGAUCGUGAUAACAGCAACAGUAGUGGUGGUCGUUACAGUAAUCAUAGAGACACCUAUGAAGAAGAUCGAUACAGCAACAAUCGCCAUUAUGAAGACAAUUACGAUCGCCGUAGUCAACCCACAAGAGAAGACGACAGAUAUUACGACGACAGAUACAGGAGCAACCACAGUAACCGCAGAGAUGAUUAUGGCCAAGGCAGGGAUCGCUAUGAUGCUCCUCUAUCUCCUCAAACAAGAGGUAGUCGAGACCAGCCUCGUUAUUAUGAUGAUGACCAUCGUUAUCAGCAACAACCGUCAGCACAUCGUCCAUUAUCUCCUCUUCAGAAGCAAAGUUCCAACAGCACAAGUCGCCCAAGGUACCAUGAAGAGGAUCGUGGUGGCUAUUAUGACACAGCACCGGUCAAAAGUGAAAGGAGUGCAAGAGGUUAUGGUGACAGAUCCAAUCGCUAUGAUCAAGGCCCACCCGUAGCAGCAGAUUAUGAUGACUACUAUGAUACGCGAAGAGUGCCUUCACAAUCCAGGGAUCGUGCUGCUCGUUACCAGGACCAUGACCCUCUAGAAAUGAGUAGACGGGAGCCAUCGAUUCGAAGUGGAGGUCAUCGUUAUGGCAAUGAUCCCAGUUACUUUUAG